UGCUUCUGGCAAUUACCUUGGGUACGUACUUUGGGCUACGAAGGAAUGACUGGGCGACUGCCCCGCCCACUUUCGGGCUGGGCGGUUAUGUAAUAAAUAUAUGUAAAAAAAACUCCGAGAUGAGGGCUCAACAACUCUGUUAACUCUGCUAACCGUUUCUUAGACCCCGCAAAAAACCAAAAAAAAAAGACAACUAUCUCUCUAUUUCUCUUCUCUUAGCUAGCUUACGAUUUUACAGCAAUGAUUUGAUUUUUUUCUUAAAUUUACGCUUAGCGCUGGCAGCGCCGCCUUAACAAGUUCUCCAAGCUCUCAUUGCCAACCACCAAGUACCAAGUACCAAGAACCAACUACCACCGGCCCUUCAGCUCCUGGCAUCCAACGUUUUGUGUAUAUAGCUUAGCCACACUACCCCAAAAAGAACAUCAACAACAACAACAAUGGUACUGGAUAUAGUAGCUAUAAAACCAGUAGACCAGCAACAACUACAACAACAACCGCCACACAAAUCUCAGCUUGCGAUUGCCCAACAAGAAAUGAGACUUGGAGAAUCUGCCAAAGCGUCGCUGCUGCAGCGCUGCAAAACGAAAAAAAAAAAAAUACCGAAAAUUAUAACCGAAUCACAACUGCGCUAGUCAUCAACUCUAUGUAAACUAUAUAUAUAAUCUCAAGUAAUCUCAAGUAGAACUCCUCAUAGCACAUUUCCCGCACUCAGUUAAGUGCCGCCCCACAGACUUAUAGAUCUUCUGGCAUAGCUAUAACUUCUAACUCUAUAUAGAUUCACUUAACCUUAGCUUAGCUCUAGCUAUCUCUCUUUCUUGCUCUCGCUCUCUGUCUCUUGCUCUCUCUUUCGCUCCCGCUCUCCGUCUCUCUCUCUCUCUCUCUACAAUGCUCGACAACUGUAAACUUCUGUACCUGAACCAAACUAUCAAACUAUACUUCCAGUACACCUGCAUACUCGUCUUACUCUAUGAAUAUUUUAUACAUAUUUUAAAUUCCCCGGCUAUAAUCGCUUUUGUAAUUAAACCUUUCACCAGAGUCCCCUCUGCAUCUCUCUUGCUCUCUCUGUCUCUCUUUGACUUUAUAUCUCUCUAUCUCUGUCCACCCCUCCCAAAAAAAAAAUAUAUAUAUUUAAAAAAAAACCCCAUGACUGUGUAUCUACGUAAAGCGUGGUAGCCAAGGUCCUUGAGGGACCCGCAGGAUGGGUGGUGGCAUAUUACAACCCGACCGACCACCGCAACCGAAAUGAACAGCAACCGAAAAGAAACAGAAAAUGCGAAUCAAACGAAAAUGCAAUGAACUGAACCAACAAUGCAUACAUAUAUUUAUAUACGUGUAUAUCAAGAUUUCUGUAUCAACUGCCGAAUCUUAAUUCAUACUCCUUCUCUUCUGAGCAGUCCAAGAAGUAACGAAAAGAAAAGCAAAUAGAAAUUGUAGUCGAAUAUUGCAUAGACAGAACCCCCCAUACAGGCUUAGAGUUAUAUAUGAUAUAUAUAUUAAAUAAAAAGAAUAUUAGAAAAUUCAAUCACCAGCAUACAAACACACACAAUCAGACAUUCGCUUAGUAUCAUCAUCAUAUAUUAUCCACCCUAAAAAUCAUAUCGUUCACCUAGCGUAAAGUGCAACUCCAAAAACGAGUUUCGAAAGUCACGCACCCAUACUGUAGCAGAAGUUCGUGCUCCAUAUAUGAGACCACUUACACACACACACACACAACCGACCAGAGACACACGAACAAAUACAAUCAAAAGACAAGGAUAACCCGGUCACACACACAUGCGGCUGAGAGUGUGGGCCCCAGCAUCCCUGAGCUUUUAAAGCUCUGUCUAUUUCUCUGUCUCUCUCAACUUCUCUCUCGAAGGACACCGCGUGGAGCUUUUCCGGAUAAAGUUUGCCCAGCUGUCAAAUUGAAAGGAAAACAACUGUAAUCAGGGAUUAUAGCCAUCUCGGUUCCCCGUAGUACAUAGAAGAAGAAACUCCCGUUAGGUUCUUAGAACGUCCCUGAUCGGGCGCCACUUAUAUGUUGCACUUUGUUAAGCACAAGUUAUCGAUUAGCUAGCUCUAUAACCUUGUUAACUUAGAACGUGUUUUAAGCCAGGACUCUAGGACUGUAAGAACCACGAGGCACUUGCAUUAAACCAUCCACCAUGUGGGGAGGGGGGGUCCCAUGGACCACUUCUCCUGCUCAUAGUUCUUGUUUAAUGGAAGUGCCUAACAUGCGGCGUAUACUCAACGUAGGCCAGAACAACAGCAACAACAUCAACAGUGCCACUAGCACACCACCACCACCACCACAACCACAAGAGACACCCACCUGCACCACCAAAAACAGCCAAAACAGACACAGUAAAAUAAACCACAAUCGAGCGGUACUCAUGUGUCGUCCAUUUUUGUUUUACUUUCCCAAUCAAAAUUCAAAAAUGAUGCGAUGAAGUUGAAGGCGAUGAAUCGGUUUAUAACGUCUGAGAAUGCCUCUGUCCUAUCUGCCUAUCUCUGUCAGUCUCUCUCUCUCUCUCUCUCUGUCUUUCACUCUUCCUCUCUCUCUCGCUCUGUCUCUGUCUAACUCUAUCUGCCUAUAAGCUAAAUCAUUCCUAAAGCCCAUUCAAAAAUAUUAAGAAAAAAGAACAACAUGAAAAACUUAAACAAAGAAUACAACAACUUUGCUCAUCCGUUCGUCUCUUUGUUUCUCUGUAUUUUCUUUCAUUACUUUUGCCUUUGGAUCCCUAUGUGUUAUUUGUUCCAAAUUAACCUAUAUCCCCUAUACUCCCCCUCCUCCACUGAAUCCCUGAAUGUUUGUGUGCCCUCUUCGGUUCUCUUGCUUUCGCUUCCGUUUCCGUUUCCGUUUUCGUUUGUGUUUUUUAGUCAGUGCAUCCGAAGAUGAAGAGCGCUUGGUGCGUGACCUCUUUCGAGGCUACAAUAAACUCAUACGACCCGUACAGAAUAUGACACAAAAAGUUGGAGUAAGAUUUGGUUUGGCGUUCGUACAGCUAAUCAAUGUCAAUGAGAAAAAUCAAAUUAUGAAAUCAAACGUUUGGUUACGUUUGGUUUGGUACGACUACCAGCUGCAGUGGGAUGAGGCCGACUACGGCGGCAUCGGGGUAUUGCGUCUGCCCCCCGACAAGGUUUGGAAGCCGGACAUUGUGCUCUUCAAUAAUGCCGAUGGUAACUACGAGGUCCGCUACAAGUCCAACGUACUGAUCUAUCCAACUGGAGAAGUCUUGUGGGUUCCCCCGGCCAUUUACCAGAGCUCUUGCACCAUCGAUGUCACCUACUUCCCCUUCGAUCAGCAGACCUGCAUCAUGAAGUUUGGAUCGUGGACCUUCAAUGGGGAUCAGGUGUCUCUCGCCCUGUAUAACAACAAGAACUUUGUGGAUCUGUCGGAUUACUGGAAGUCGGGCACUUGGGAUAUUAUUGAAGUGCCUGCUUAUCUGAACGUCUACGAGGGCGAUGGCAAUCAUCCCACGGAAACGGACAUCACCUUCUACAUCAUCAUCCGGCGAAAGACACUCUUCUACACUGUGAAUUUGAUUCUGCCCACGGUGCUGAUUUCGUUCCUUUGUGUUUUGGUAUUUUACCUGCCAGCCGAGGCGGGUGAAAAGGUCACGCUUGGAAUUAGCAUUUUGCUGUCACUGGUUGUGUUCCUGUUACUGGUGUCGAAGAUUUUACCGCCGACGUCGUUGGUGCUGCCGCUGAUCGCCAAGUAUCUGCUGUUCACCUUCAUUAUGAACACGGUGUCCAUUUUGGUGACUGUGAUCAUCAUCAACUGGAACUUCCGAGGGCCGCGCACCCAUCGCAUGCCCAUGUACAUCCGAUCCAUAUUCCUGCACUACCUGCCCGCCUUCCUUUUCAUGAAGCGCCCUCGGAAGACCCGUCUGCGCUGGAUGAUGGAGAUGCCCGGAAUGAGCAUGCCCGCCCAUCCCCAUCCCUCUUACGGCUCGCCGGCCGAGCUGCCCAAGCAUAUCAGCGCCAUCGGUGGCAAGCAGUCCAAAAUGGAGGUCAUGGAGCUGUCCGACCUGCACCAUCCCAACUGUAAGAUCAACCGCAAGGUUAACAGCGGUGGGGAGUUGGGCCUGGGCGAUGGAUGUCGCCGGGAGAGUGAGUCCUCCGACUCCAUCCUGCUCUCCCCCGAGGCCAGCAAGGCCACCGAGGCAGUGGAGUUCAUCGCCGAGCACUUGCGGAAUGAAGAUCUGUAUAUUCAGACCCGCGAAGAUUGGAAGUACGUGGCCAUGGUGAUCGAUCGCUUGCAGCUGUACAUCUUCUUCAUUGUGACCACGGCCGGAACGGUGGGCAUUCUGAUGGAUGCCCCGCAUAUUUUCGAGUACGUGGACCAGGAUCGCAUCAUCGAGAUUUACAGGGGAAAGUAAGGUAGUGAGAACUUGGAGCAGCCAGGGGCUGAUUGAAAUGGUUAACAGCAUUGCAAACGCAACAAUAAUAAGCAAAAAACGAGGUAUCGAGUCAGAUGAUAACAAUGAAAAAUUGCAACAAUUAAUGCGGAUUUUUAGAUUUUAAUAAUUAAAGAACACUAAAAGAUAUUUGCUUGAGCAGAAUUAACACCUAAAAUAACUAACUAAUAUUAACUCAUUUUUGGUACACACACGAAUUGGAACACUGAACACACUAAACAGUCGUCAAGUAAAACGAAUAAGCAAAUAAUUCACCAGCAGCAAAUGUUAAACAAA
Drosophila eugracilis is the source of this 4676-nucleotide messenger RNA. It is a transcript of the gene nAChRbeta1, whose product is annotated as acetylcholine receptor subunit beta-like 1. The coding region runs from base 2787 to 4361 and encodes 524 amino acids. Gene Ontology annotation, cellular component: neuron projection; postsynaptic membrane; synapse. The record is from RefSeq and is a predicted model, not a curated record. Gene Ontology annotation, molecular function: acetylcholine-gated monoatomic cation-selective channel activity; transmembrane signaling receptor activity. Lineage: Eukaryota; Metazoa; Arthropoda; Insecta; Diptera; Drosophilidae. The transcript is spliced from 5 exons. Gene Ontology annotation, biological process: signal transduction; monoatomic ion transmembrane transport; chemical synaptic transmission.